GAGAGAGAGAGAGAGAGAUAGAGAAGAGAGGAUUUUUGCGCUCUCAGGAAGAGAGGAAAUUGAGGGAAAAAAUGCAGAAAAGGGAUCAGAGCAAGAUGGCCGGAGCAGCGGGCAGCGCCGGGAGCGCGGCGUCGAGGCGCGGCCGUCCUUUCGGCGGCAACGCUGCCGCGGCUGCUGCCGCUGGAGCGGCAUCAGGUGAUUCUGCCGCUCCUCCUACGCUGCUCGGCCCUUCUCUCCAAGUCCACAGCUCUUUCGCCGACCAAAAUAACAAAAGGAUAGUCCUGGCUCUGCAAAGUGGGUUGAAGAGCGAAUUGACAUGGGCACUAAAUACCCUUACAUUGCUCUCCUUCAAAGAAAAGGAUGAAAUGCGUCGGGAUGCAACACCUCUUGCUAAAAUACCUGGCUUGCUGGAUGCUCUUCUCCAAGUUGUUGAUGACUGGCGUGACAUUGCUUUUCCUAAAGACACCACAAAGCCACCCAGGGUCAGAUUGUUGGGUGAGAAUUCUGUAGUUACAGGGUUUGGGAAUGAGUAUGAGACGAAGGGCCCAGACCAUCCUCUCUCCCACCACAGCUCUGUAACCAGCUUGUCCAAUUCAGAGAACUCGGUAAGUAAGGGCUCUAAGAAUCGUUCGUUGGAGUGGUGGUAUGAUGAAGAUGGUCUUUUUAAUGUGGAUGAAGAAGGACGAGCAGAAAAGCAUGUGUGUGCUGUUGCCGCUUCGAAUAUCAUACGCAACUUCUCUUUCAUGCCAGACAAUGAGGUGAUUAUGGCACAACAUAGGCAUUGCCUGGAAACAGUGUUCCAGUGCAUAGAAGAUCAAAAUACUGAGGAUGAGGAGCUCAUAACAAAUGCGCUGGAAACGAUUGUCAAUCUAGCACCAUUGCUGGACCUGCGAAUCUUCAGCUCCUCAAAGCCAUCCUAUAUCAAAAUAAGUGAGAAAGGUGCAGUUCAAGCCAUCAUGGGAAUGCUGGGAUCCUCAAUCAAGGCUUGGCACUGUGCGGCUGCUGAAUUGCUUGGUCGCCUGAUAAUAAACCCUGAUAAUGAGCCAUUCCUUAUACCUUUUGUUCCGCAGAUUUACAGGCGUUUAGUUGAUCUUCUGAGCUUGCCGGCGGUGGAUGCACAAGCAGCAGCUGUUGGGGCACUUUAUAAUCUUGCUGAAGUUAACAUGGACUGCAGACUGAAGCUUGCCAGUGAACGAUGGGCAAUUGAUAGACUUCUAAAGGUGGUGAGGACUCCGCAUCCUGUGCCUGAGAUCUGCAGGAAAGCAGCGAUGAUAUUAGAGAGCCUUGUGUCUGAGCCGCAAAACAGGACUCUGCUUCUAGCUUAUGAGAAUGCGUUUGCGGAGAUCCUGUUCUCUGACGGGAGACAUUCAGACACCUUUGCCAGGAUUUUGUUCGAGCUAACUUCGAGAACUAACAACAAGGUGACGACAGCCCGUGGUGUCUGGGGCAUGUGAAAAAUUCACGCAGUUGUAUGAGCUGAGGACGGUUAGUCCUUUUUUUUAAAAAAAAAAAAAAAAAAUUUUAAAUUUUAAAUUUUUUUCUCCCUGUAGUUUAUGUAACAACUUGUGUUUCUGUCUGUCAAAGAAUGUUGUUCUUAAUUUCUUAAGUGGAACUACAUUUGUGUUUUUAUAUCUGGAUAAGAAGUUCAUCUCA
This is a messenger RNA of Magnolia sinica, 1653 nucleotides long. RefSeq names its product armadillo repeat-containing protein LFR. The coding region runs from base 72 to 1454 and encodes 460 amino acids. Gene Ontology annotation, molecular function: nucleosome binding; protein binding. Gene Ontology annotation, cellular component: SWI/SNF complex; nucleoplasm; brahma complex. The record is from RefSeq and is a predicted model, not a curated record. The transcript has 8 exons. NCBI's taxonomy places the organism in Eukaryota, Viridiplantae, Streptophyta, Magnoliopsida, Magnoliales, Magnoliaceae. Gene Ontology annotation, biological process: chromatin remodeling; regulation of transcription by RNA polymerase II; positive regulation of DNA-templated transcription.